UCGGUUGUACAUAGAUUAUUUUUUCUUAAUUAUUCCUGUCAACCAAAUGUUACUGCGCAAUUUCACGUUGGGAUUACUUUUCACAUGUCCUUCAGCCAAACAUUAAUCUCCCUUGUUACCCCCAUCGACCCGUCAAACCAACAAGAAAGGCGCUACUUUUCUUCUACUAUUAAUAAUCAGUAUAUCAAGAUUAAACCCUCAACCAGAAUUUUAAUUUGCAGUGUCCAAAAGAAAUUAAGAAUGGCACUAAUUCCUCACGUACUCAUAUUCCCCUUGCCUCUUCAAGGUCCAGUAAAUUGCAUGCUAAAACUAGCAGAACUCUUAUGCCUUCACCAAGAAAUUCAUGUCACUUUCCUCAACACUGAACAUAUCCAACAACGCUUGUUAAAUUGCACGGACGUUCAAAUCCGUUUCGAGAAAUAUCCGAAUUUCAAAUUCGUGACAGUUCCAGAUGGACUGCCAGAAGAUAAUCCAAGAAAUGGAGAGCAGAUAAGGAAACUUAUUGAAAGUGUAGAGGAAGUGAGCAACCCACUGUUGAGAGAGAUGGUGACUUGUGGUUCACUUGGUCCAAAUUCUGAAAAGCCAAUCACUUGUCUCUUAAUUGAUGGUAUUUUUACAUUUGCUGUUGAUAUAGCUAAAGAAAUUGGAAUUCCACUUCUUUAUUUUGAUACUAUAAGUCCUUGUGGUCUCUGGACUUAUUUGGCUGUUCCAAAACUCAUUGAAGCUGGUGAAAUUCCUUUCAAAGGAAAUGACUUGGAUGCAUUAGUAAAUAGUGUGCCAGGAAUGGAAGGUAUCAUCAGGCGUAGAGACCUUCCCACUUUCUGCCGUACACCUGACCUUAAUUCCCCAAUUAUGCAACAUGUAAUCAAGGAAGGCAAACAUAUUGUCCAAGCCCAAGGUCUAAUAUUCAACACAUUUGAAGGCCUUGAAGGGCCCAUUCUCUCACAAUUCCAAGCCCGUUGUCCAAACAUCUAUGCCAUUGGGCCUCUUCACAUUCAAAUGAAGGCGAAAAUAUCUUCGAAAUGUUUGCCAAGCACAACAACAUCCAAUAGCCUUUGGAAAGAGGAUAUGAGUUGUAUGGAUUGGCUGGACGCGCAACCGAAGAAAUCAGUUCUAUUUGUUAGUAUUGGAAGCCUUGCAACAAUAAGUAUGGCCCAAUUCUUGGAAUUUUGGUAUGGUUUGGUGAAUAGUAAGAUUAGGUUCUUGUGGGUCCAAAGGCCUGGUUCAAUUGUUGGGCUUGAAGUGGAGGACAACAUUAAUGUUCCCAUAAAAUUGUCUGAAAGUACAAAGGAGAGGGGUUGUAUUGUAAGUUGGGCUCCACAAGAAGAGGUUCUAGCUCAUCCAUCAAUUGGUGGGUUCUUAACACAUAGUGGAUGGAACUCAACUUUGGAAAGUAUAGUCGAGGGAGUACCAAUGAUUUGUUGGCCUUAUUUUGUUGAUCAACAAGUUAAUAGUAGGUAUGUUGGGGAGGUGUGGAAGAUUGGGUUAGACAUGAAAGAUGUAUGUGAUAGAGACACAAUUGAAAGGAUGGUGAGAGAAGUGAUGGAGGUAAGGAAAAUUGAAUUUUUGGAAAGGGCUAAACAUAUGAGCAAUUUGGCAAUAGCAAGUGUUAGUGAAGGUGGCUCAUCAUACCAAGAUUUGGACCGUUUGAUUGAGGAUAUUAGGCUGAUGAGGAUAUAACAUUCUCAAAUGCCUAAAUAAUUUCUUGGGCUCUUCAUGAUGCUCGGCUAAUGUUCUUUCAUUUGGUCAAUAAAUAGUGUAAAAUUGAAAAUUUAUUUUUAAUACAGUGGACAAGUGAAAGUGGACGGAGGGAGUGCAUCUUAUUCCAUGAAUCAAUUGAAAUACAAGCAUUUAGUUAAGUCAUCACCUAA
This is a messenger RNA of Lycium barbarum (goji berry), 1871 nucleotides long. RefSeq names its product 7-deoxyloganetic acid glucosyltransferase-like. The transcript has 2 exons. NCBI's taxonomy places the organism in Eukaryota, Viridiplantae, Streptophyta, Magnoliopsida, Solanales, Solanaceae. The record is from RefSeq and is a predicted model, not a curated record. Gene Ontology annotation, molecular function: UDP-glycosyltransferase activity. The coding region runs from base 85 to 1680 and encodes 531 amino acids.